Labrus mixtus (cuckoo wrasse) is the source of this 13782-nucleotide messenger RNA. RefSeq names its product trinucleotide repeat-containing gene 6C protein-like. The transcript has 22 exons. The coding region runs from base 833 to 6550 and encodes 1905 amino acids. Gene Ontology annotation, cellular component: P-body; nucleoplasm. Gene Ontology annotation, molecular function: protein binding; nucleic acid binding. Lineage: Eukaryota; Metazoa; Chordata; Actinopteri; Labriformes; Labridae. The record is from RefSeq and is a predicted model, not a curated record. Gene Ontology annotation, biological process: miRNA-mediated post-transcriptional gene silencing; positive regulation of nuclear-transcribed mRNA poly(A) tail shortening.
GAGAGAGAGACUGCGGUGUUGUUAGUUUGAACAAAAUGGCUGCGAGAGCACUGUCAACGAGAGCUCACUGAACGCCUACCAUGACUGUCCGGAUCCUCUCAGAAUGUAUUUCCCCGGAGUCGCUUCUCACUCUGCAUUCGCGGCAGUAGCCAGCCCGUCACUAGUCGUCCAGCUGGCGACCUAAACAAAAAAAAAAAAAAAAAAACAUUUCUUUUUUUUCUUUUUUCUUUUUUUUUUUUGCACUUUAGAACAAGUUGGCUGAGCUGACGGCCGUCGGCUUGAUCCCUGUACGCGAGAAACUCAUCGGCGAUUUUGAACAUAAAGCUGAUUUCUUUUUUUUGCAACCCGAGGAAAGGUUGACGACGUGCGGCGUGAACGCACGCUUACAUUUUUUUGCUGCUUUUGAAAGUCAUUCUAUUCGUGUUUAUUUUUGUUUUGUUUUUUUUAUGGUCCCCCCCUCCCUCCCUCCCCGCCCCCUUGUUUAUCGUGACGUUUCAACAAACUGUUUCACGGCAUUUUUUUUCCUAUAUAUUUUGCUCAAAGCAUAAAUAACCGUACUUGCUGUGUGUGUAUAUAUAUCAGGCUGAGAAGCCUCUGUUUACCUCGGUAUCUUGUCACCACCAAGUCGGCUUAUCUGCCAAGUCCGACUUUUUUUUAACUGCGACUGAGUCUUUGCUCCAUCUCUUUACGGGUAUCCUCAGAAAAGACACCGAAGAAUGCUUUUCUGCUUAAUAUGUUUUUCUGCCAUGCACCGACUCUUCACUGAAAGCUGCCAAAGCUCUGGUUGACACAAGCUGAGAGAAGCUAGCAACAGAAGAAAGAGAACCAUUUGAUGGAAGAAAAGAAAAAGAAAAAACAAGAAGAAAAGACCAAGACGGAAGUCGCUCAGAAAAAGGCUGCUGAUCAGAAACCCAAAGUGCCAGAGUCUGCUCCCAUUAAGCCCAGUCUCGGCCCACCCCACCACCUUCACCCCGCCAGCCCUACGCUGCCCCACUCCUCCUCCUCCUCCUCCUCCUCUUCUUCUGGCAAUGGCAAGCGUGCCUCCUGCAGUAGCCAACUCCCGACUCAGACUCCCCCUCAGCAGCAGUGCCAGUUGUCCUCUGCCAGUGCUCGCUACCCGCCCAGAGAGGUGCCCCCGCGCUUCCGCCAGCAGGAGCACAAGCAGCUACUGAAGAGAGGCCAGCCACUGCCUGCAGGAGCCCUCUGCGCUCUCACCCUCUCCUCCUCCUCUUCCUCCUCCUCCUCUUCGCCCUCAUCAUCUUACUCUUCUUCUUCUACUACAACUACCAGCAGCACUACCCCAAAAUCUGCCACGUCCACUGAAGGCAAACGCCACCAAGACAUAUCCCUCCAGAGUGGUCCUGUUGCCCAAUAUGAGACCUCUUAUUGGGGCAGCUCUUUGCAAGUUGACAGCCCCUCCAGUGCCAACCGCUGGGACAAAGUGAUUAUUGACGAAAGUGACACAGAAGCUUGGCCCUCAAUCAACCGCAGCAGUGACCCAAGCCACCCUGCAGCACCAGAAUGCCCCUUGGGCUCAGCUUGCUCUAACCAAGACACCAGUGCUGUCACUACCACCAGUAGUAGUAGUAGUAGUUAUCCGAGUAUGGCCACAGGUGCUGCAGGCCAGCAGGCCCACUACCCCUCUCUUAAAGCUAACAAUACAAUGAUGACAGGACCUGGGUCAGCCAACACAUUAGGUGGUAAUAGAGGAUGGGGCUCAGAUGGGAAACAAGAAGGCAUGAAUAGUGGCAGAGUAGGAGGGCCCAAUAGUUGGGGCUCUCCCAAUUUUAACUUGAACCUCAAUCCCAAUGCCAACCCAUCAGCCUGGCCUGUUCUGGGACAUGACAAUGGUGGUGGUGUUGGCUCCAAUGGGAUGUCAAAUUCCCCAUCCCUCCCACCAGGUAUUAAUGGUAAUGGAAACAUGAGCCUGGGAGGUGCAGAUAAUGGUGGGGGUGGUUGGGUUAGCAUGAUAAGUGCUAACGAAAAUGAUCAACCGCACCCUUCAACCAACACAAGCAUGUCCUUCAAUAUGGAACCUGCUAACCUUAACACUGAUGGACCAAACCACACUAAGCAACAACAGCAAGCUCAGGAGCCUAUGAGCCCUAUCCAUGGGAUGACUGGCUGGGGAGGUCAGUCACCCACUGAAUCAUCCCAGCUCAAUGGAGACCCAACAGGCAGCUCUGUAUGGGGAAGUGGAGAAACCAAGGCAGCUGACUCUCCCAAGGACUCAGGCUGGGACUCAACUCCCUCUGGAGGCCAUUCUGCCUGGGGUCGCCAAGGCAGUGGUGGUGGGAGUAGUGGAAGCGGUGGCUGGGGUGACUGGGGGAAAUCCUCUGGGAAUCCUCCAUCUAAAGGAUGGGACUCAGUAGACGCUGGUAGUUCUGGCUCAGGCCAAGAGCCGCAACUUAGCGCAUGGGGUGUGCAGCCUGGAACAGCCCCGGCAAGUGAGGGUAGUGGGGACAGCAGCGAAGGUCGAUCUCAACACAAAGAUAGAUCCUCCAGCAUGGAUUUUUCUCCUGCUGUUCCCCGACAGGACCUGGAUCCUAAGGUGCUGAGUAAUACAGGCUGGGGACAGACCCCCAUCCGCCAGCACACUGUUUGGGAGAUGGAAGAAGCCAACUCUGAUGAUGUGAAAAGCAACAGCAGCUCAGACACCAUAACAGGCUCUGGCUCUAAUGGUGGACCCUCAUCCACCAAUGGAGGUACCAUCAAUCCAAACAAUGGCCCCAAUCAGAGGCCAGGGUCUGGAGGAAGAAAUGAUAGCGAAGGAAAGUCAUCUUCUAGCUGGGGACCCCCUCCACCUCAGCAAAUCCAGUCUGGAUCAGGAUGGGGUGACCCCCCACAGACUGUUAGCAAAACCCAGAAUGGCACUAGUAGUGGAUGGGGAGAGGCUAUGCCUACAAAUGGUCCGCGAGGUGGAAGUACACCAUCUUGGGGUUCUGGGGAAAAGUCACCCAGUUGGGAUGAUGGCCCGAAAAAAAGUCAGCCAACUAGCUGGAGUGAGGCCCCCAAAAGCUCCCAUGGUUGGGGCAACAGUAAUGGGGGUACCAAUGGUUCCAGCACAGGGGACUGGGGAGAGGCAGAGGUCAAGAACAACGGGUCUUCCAGCAACAUGUGGGAAGGUGAAGGAGGGAAUGGAGGGAAUGGAGGGAAUGGAGGGAAUGGAGGAAAUAGUGGAUGGAAGGAUAGCCCCAGAGGAGGAAAUAGAAGUGGUGGCUGGAGUAAGCCUGCUCCUACUGUCAAUAAUAGCAACUGGGGUGAAACCCCACGUGCCAAUGGCCCAGUACAAGGAGGCUGGGGCUCCACAAAGCCCCAGGAAAGCAGCAGCAGCAGUAGUACUGGCAGUGGAGGAGGUGGAAGCAUUGGUUCAUGGGGUGGUCCUGGUUCUGUGAAGCAGAGCCCCUCUGGCUGGGGAAACACCAGUAAACAGGACCAGAGCAUGAUGGAGCCCACUGGCUGGGAAGAGCCCUCCCCUCCCUCCAUCCGUAGAAAGAUGGAGAUUGAUGACGGAACAUCAACCUGGGGUGAUCCCAAUGCCUUCAACCAGACUGUCAACAUGUGGGAUCGCAAUAGUCCCAACAAUAACCCAGGCAACAGCGGCCCACCUGCCACUAAGAAUGGGGGAGUAGUUAUCCCCAACAAUAACAACAACAAUCACUCUGUUGGCCCUGGCAACAACAAUCAUCAUCACACUCAUCAUAUGCACCACCAUCAACAUCAUGGACAACCUCCAACUCACAUGCAACACCACGGAAACAACAAUGGGUCACCCAACAAUGGCACCUCACAUCCAGGUGCAGGCCCCCAGGGAAGACCUCCUAUUGCCAACCCAGGUUGGGGAGAGCUUCCCAAUGUUCAACCCAAGUCGGAGCCUGCUUGGGGAGAGCCAGCAGCUCCAACAUCAGCUGUAGACAAUGGUACCUCUGCCUGGGGCAAGCCCACAGCAGGAUGGGGAGACGGUGGCCAUGAACCCUCUGGACCCUAUGGCAGGGCCAGUGGACCCCCAGGUUCUGCACCCUGCAAGCCAGGCCCCAAACCUAUGCAAGAUAGCUGGGGAAAUGGAGGAGAGGAGAUGGGUAUGUCUACUGGCCAAUGGGACACUGAAGACGGGGACAUGUGGAACAGCCCCUCCUCCCAGGAGGGCAACUCUUCUUGCAACUCCUGGGGAAAUGGACCCAAGAAGGUCCCAAUCAAGGGGAAGAUUGUCAACAAGCCAGAUGAGAUGUGGAUCAUGAAUCGUCUCAUCAAACAGCUCACUGACAUGGGCUUUCCGAGAGACCCUGCUGAGGAGGCUUUGAAGAGCAACAACAUGAACCUCGACCAGGCCAUGAGUGCACUGUUGGAGAAGAAGACGGACCUGGACAAGCGGGGCAUGGGCAUGACUGAUUACAGCAACGGUAUGAACAAGCCCAUGGUGUGUCGACCCUCAGCACUCUCCAAAGACCUCUCCGACCGCAACACCUUUCUUGACAAGGAUGGUGUUAUGUCAGAUGACAACCCUCCAUCACCGUUUCUGCCUUCCCCCAGCCUGAAGCUCCCCCUGGCCAACAGUAGCCUUCCUGGGCAGGGUCUGGGACAGGGCAAUCCGGGGCUGGCCAUGCAAAACUUGAACAACAGACAGAUACCCAGUGGAAUGUUUGGCAGUAGUGGAGCAGCACAAACCCGGGCCAUGCAGCAGCAGCAGCAGCAGCAGCAGCAGCAGCAGCCUCCUCAGCCACCAGUGCCACCUCUCAGCUCCUCCCAGCCUAGUCUACGUGCUCAAGUGCCUCAGUUUCUCUCCCCUCAGGUCCAAGCACAGCUCUUGCAGUUUGCAGCAAAAAACAUUGGUCUGAAUCCUGCACUUUUAACCUCACCAAUAAACCCUCAACAAAUGACUCUCUUGUACCAACUUCAGCAACUGCAAAUGGCGUACCAGCGUUUACAAAUCCAGCAGCAGAUGAUGCAGGCUCAACGCAAUGUUUCCGGCCCCAUUAGACAACAAGAGCAGCAAGUUGCACGUACAAUCACCAACAUGCAGCAGCAGAUCCAGCAGCACCAGCGUCAGCUGUACCAAGCGCUGCUGAUGAAGCAGCACCAACUUCCCUCUCACUCCUCCUCCUCUUCCUCCUCUGCUGGUCUGCAUGCCCCAGGAGGCCCCUCCGGAGGCCAUGGCAAAUCAUCCCUGGACCCCUUCACAGGCCAACACCAGGCUCCCGGCCUCAACGACACACUGCACGCCAAAGAGCCGCUCUCUUCGCCCAACUCCUACAGCAACUACCCUCUCUCUGGACUGAAUCCAAACAUGAAUGUAAACUGCAUGGAGGUUGGGGGUCUGUCCCUGAAGGAGCCCCCUCAGCCCCAAUCCCGCCUGUCCCAGUGGACACACUCCAACUCCAUGGACAGCCUCUCUGGCAACUCCUCAAACAUGGAGAACAACCUCAAUAAGCACGGUGCCAUAUCUGUUGCCUCUUCCCUGGGCCCCCCUGGGAAGCCCCCCCAGAUGGAUGACUCAUACAGCCCUUACAAUCUAAUGUCCAGCUCUGAGUCCCCCACCAGCCCCCUGGUCCAGGACAGCUGGGGCCAGGGCAAGAGCCCGAAUGAGAAGAUCACCAACGGGACCAACAUCAACUGGCCCCCAGAGUUCUGCCCCGGCGUGCCAUGGAAGGGCCUUCAGAACAUCGACCCUGAGAAUGACCCCAACAUGACACCUGGCAGCGUCCCCAGCGGUCCCACCAUCAACACCAACAUCCACGACGUCAAUCGCUACCUGCUGCGAGACAGGAACGGAGGUAAACUUUCUGACAUGAAGUCCACCUGGUCCCCAGGGCCAAUCUCCCAGAGCCAAGCCUCUCUGUCCCAUGAGCUGUGGAAAGUCCCUCAGGGGCCACGCAGCAGUGCGGCCCCAUCACGGCCCCCACCAGGCCUCACCAACAGCAAGCCUGCCUCCACCUGGGGUGGCAACUCGCUGGGCCUCUCUCAAGGCUGGAGCGGCUCUUACACCUCUGAGGGAAGCACCUGGAGCACUGACUCCAACAGGACCAGCAUCUGGCUGGUGCUGAGGAAUCUCACCCCACAGAUUGAUGGCUCCACUCUGCGGACCCUGUGCAUGCAGCACGGCCCCCUGAUCACAUUCCACCUCAACCUGACCCAGGGGAACGCCGUGGUGCGCUACAGCUCCAAGGAUGAGUCUGCAAAAGCCCAGAAGUCUCUGCACAUGUGUGUGCUUGGAAACACCACCAUCCUGGCAGAGUUUGCUGGCGAGGAGGAGGUGAACCGCUUCUUUGCACAAGGCCAGUCGCUAGGGUCAAACACCACUAGCUGGCAGGCCAACCAGGGAACCAAUCAAAACCGCAUGGGUGGGUCUGGCCAGUCCCACUCUAUGGGCCAGUGGAGCAGUGGUGGUGGCGGAGGAGGCAAGGCAAGCGCUGGCGACCUGCUGUGGGGCGGCGUGCCCCAGUACUCCAGCCUGUGGGGACCGCCAAACGGAGAAGACGCCCGCGUGAUCGGGAGCCCCACCCCCAUUAACACCCUGCUGCCUGGAGACCUGCUGAGUGGGGAGUCAAUGUAGGGCCAUGCCACGAUUACACUAACCAUCCAACCCACCACCACCAUGUCAUGCAAGCCAUCGGUGGAGGAUGGGAUGGAGGGGAAAAAAACUACAAAACAAACAAAAAAAAAUCCAAGAUGAACAGGAGCAAAACCCAAGCAAAUCAUGUGGCGAUAAUCAGUAUCAAUUAGAACUUUUUGAGCUGUGAAUUGUGAAUCAGAAGUUUGAGGUCCAAACCACACAGACUGCAGACCUCGACUCCUUCUGUUUUACUUGUGUCUUUUUUUUUUCUUCAUUACUCUACCUUUUUUUUGGGGGGGGGGGGAAACCUGAGUUUUUUCUUCUCCUCUGGUAUUUUUGAAACGCAUCAUAUGAAACUGAAAUGAGACACAACACAAAGAAACCUUUUAAGUGUUUUUCGUUUUUUCCAUAAGUAUACAUGACAUUCUGUGUGAAGUGUUUUUAGGAGAAGCAAUCAAAGCUGCCAUCUGAGACUUUCCUUUACCCUCCAAAAAAAAAAAAAAAAAAAAUCAUCCCAAAAUAAGACUUAAAAAAACAACCAUUCCCAGCAUGUCCAUGGCCAAUGACGUGGUUCAAAGACCUUUACUAGUUAUGUUAACGUUUGUUUCUCAGCACUAAUUUUAGCCUUAAGUGCUCUCUGGCCCAGGUCCUUCUCAAGCCGCCUUUUUUAGUUUGUUUUGUAACUGAAGAAAUAGCUGAAAUCUUGCACAGUUUCACCUCUGAGCCAGCGAGUGGUACAGGACAUGACUGGUGACACGCUCUGUCACUGGGCAGUAAGAAGGCCUGGCCACAUGACUGGCCCUACCAAUCAUCAGCUUAAUUAUCUCAUCUCGUCUUCUCAAAGGGAUGGACACAGCUCUUCAAUGUCUUUUUUUGUAGGUCUAGAACCGAGCGCUUUUUUAAUAUCUAUCACAACAUAUAAGCUGAGAGAAGAUUAUUUGUCAACCUCGUUGUGUGUCUCCGCACAUGUCAGUGUAUGUCCGGUGGCACCUAAUCAUUGACGUCUACAAACCUACAUCCUUCUGGUCACCUUCAAUUGGAACCCAGUUGCUUACUGGUGCUGUGUUGAAUUUUUUUAUUGUCUUACUUGUUAUGAAGCCCAGCGGUCUGUAUGGGCAGCCAGUUUUCAGAGGAAAACAAAAAGAACACAAUUUCACCUUCAUGUGACAGUUACAUUGUGCAAUAUACACCAUAGACCUUUCUUCCGUCCACACUCUUAUGUCCUGGAGCUGGUUUCUCUUUUGUUUUGUUUUUUUUUGUUUUUGAUUGUUGCUGAUUGCAGCAAAAGACUUUGGAACUUCAAAAACCUUACCCCCCCCUUUUGAAAACUUGGAUUCCCUCCAGGGCCGCCAAUCCCUCUGAAGCUGUUGGGAAAACUCUGCAGCAGUUGCUGAAGUGUGCAUGCAGCAAACUGUACUGAAGAGGGACACUGGGUACACAAUAAUGCACACUUCCUCUCUGCACGCCACAGCCACACCCAACAGAGACUGAAUCCGCGGCGGGAUUGGACGGUUCUGGGUAUCUGGCACAAUACCAAAUAAGAGGGGUUUCCUCCUAAUGCAGUAGACCUACGAGUGUUCCUUGCGUUUGGUACUGUACAAACAGAAGAGACUAAGACUUUUAUAAAUUCAAAGGGUUUUAUCAUAGCACUUAUGAAGAGCAAAUCGCUUCAACUGCAAUCCAAUAAAUCAAAAAAGGAGCAGCAAAAACCUUGAAAAACAACAAAAAAAAAAGACUGCUCUUUUAUGUACUAUGUCUUUCCUUGGAAAUGUGUCUGACGUUGUUCCUCUGGUAGCAGGAAGAAGGGAAACUAAACUGAAAUGUACCAUUGGACUUAGUGGAAGAAGAAAAAAACUGCAGUCUUUGAUUUUUCCUUUUUGAACAAUAUCAAAGUGAAUAUCACUGUUACUCCAAAUGUUUCGCCUUGUUCUGUUCGGAGGCACUAGACUUGCAACGUCAGCUGUCUCUGACAUCACUGGCCAGCCAGUGGGAGUGGGGGGUGGGGGAGGGGGGGGAGUGUCCACUGAGUGCCUCUCUGCUGUGGUCCUCUGGGUGUCAAGCGGUAGCCCCCCUACAGCGCAGCACUUCCUCUCGGGCGCCACUUGAACCCUCCCUCAGUCUCCCAAGACACACACACACAAAAAAAAAAAAAAAAAGCAGCACCUCAAAGACUGGCCAAUCACGGCUCUCUCCGUCACACAAGGCAUCUCCAACGGAGGCGGGGAGGCGCCGCCGCCGCUCGGCCCUGCUGUCGUUCCCCGCCCUCCUCCCCAUCUCUCAGUUCUUUGACACAAAGAUCACUUUAGCUGGAAGAUGUUAUAGUCAUAUUUCUGGAAUUUUUGCCAGUGUACUUUUUAUUCUUUUUGAAAAGAUGGUUUGACUUUAUUUUUUUUUUUUCAAUGUGUUGUUUUGUUGUUUUUGUCUACAUGCAGUGGUCUAUGAAAUACUGGCUGCUGAACUAGCCCUUCACUGUUCAUAUGCAGAAACACUUUGGUCAGAGGUGCCUCUGUAUGUUCAUCCUGUGUAUUGAAUGCAAAACGAGGAUCAAUACUACAGAGCAUUAUUGAUUGUCUAUUUGUUUUGAACUGAUCAUGCUUUUGUGUUUGACAGUAUUCUGUAGUACUUCCAGGUUGUAUCUUGAGAUGUGUAAAAAAAAAAAUAGGGUGUCUCAGACUGGGGGGUGUGGAUGUUUGCUGUCCGCGCUGCUCCGCCUGCCCACAGGCUGUCUCCCCUCUCACCCUUUGCCUAGCUGCUAUGCUACAACCUCCCCCACCUCCACCUCAAACCAGACCCAGUAGCCCUCCCCUGACCAGGCACCAACAGGCCCUCCUAUCUGUUUCUAUGCAAAAGACUAGAGGCUGGGUCCCUUUACAGCACGCCAAAACUGACUUGGGAACGAGCACUUCAGCCCAGAGUUGGGAACCCUAAAUACUUACCCCCCCCCCCCUCCUUCCCGUGCUUUUCUGUCAGCACUUCUGACCGACCGGCAUGUUUGUUUAGUCGGGCUAAGCCACUAGAACACUGUCAUAUAGUAAAGUUCACCACUUUAUCAAGGUCGGCCUUCUCUUUGCGCUGAAGACGCUUCAGUCCAGCUUGAACUCAGGGUUGGGGAGUUGAUACCAAGUACAAGAUGCAGCUCUCCGUGUCUGUCCUUUCUACUGUGAGAGCAAACUUAAAAGUAAAACAGGAGACAAAAUGUUCAGACCUCACGCCUCGAACUGAACCCUAAUUGGGCAGCAAACGGCUUGUAUUGAAUCCUCUCUCAAAGGCGGCCUGGCGUAACUAUUUUGGGGCCUCUUAAUGAGUACAAGAUGCCAACGUAUUGUGCCAAUCUAAAAUGUGCUGUGUCAUACUGCUUCUACAUAGAAAGCACUUCUGUUCCCUGAUUGGAGGAGCUUUGAUAAACCUUUGCAGAGGGUGCAGCAGGGGCAAAGGAGGGAUCAAACACAUGGGCGGCAGCAUCACACCCUCACACCUCUGAGAUUGUUUUUUUUUUUUUUUUUUUUUUUUUUAUGCUUUUGUGGGGAGCGCCCCAUGCUAAGGAGAAAAUCUUUACUCAUUCGGGGUUCCAGUUUGCUACAGUGCACAGUUGAUGAUGGGUAAUCCCGGGUACAUAUUUUUUUAAAACCAAAAAUGAAAUUGCAUUUUAACGUCAUUUUUAUGAAGUUUGACAUAAAAAUCUUAAAAAUGCUUAAAAAAUCUAAAUGAAAAAAAAAAAUCUAUAAUAUGUUAAAGCUCUGCACUUCUAGCUGAAACGUCUCCGGUCGUCAGCCUCUACUACCACCAUCUAACGGAGUAGACUGGUGGCCGGGGUGCCUUUUUGUGGAUGCUGUAUUAAUCUUUAUGUUUUUUGUGGCCUGCUCAAAGCGGGCCCACUGAACUGUACAUUUCCACAGACCCAGAUGGCUUGGGCCCACUGUAUCAGCCUCGCUCUCCUCACUCUGCAUCAGCAGGAGGGGGGAGGGGCACAUUUCAAGAGGUACAAAAGUCUUAAAAACAUUUUACAAAAAGUUUUUAAAAUGUCAAAAAAAAAACAAAAAAAAAAAAAACAGAAAUGUACAAGAAAACGGGAAAAGGCUACCUUUUGGGACUCACAGUCCUGCAGCACACAAGCAAAAAUCACUAUUGCCUGUUUCUGUAACUGCCUUGAUCCAAGCUCAGACAGACCCAAUAGCCGAGGACCUCCCAGCAUCCUGUACUAACUGGAGAACCCUGGCGGUGAGGGGGUUUCCCAUGCUGCACCAGCAUCGAGAGGCUCUCCUCUCUACAGCUCUGUUCUAGAUUGCAGUAUAUAUGUAUACACUACAUAUGUAUAUACUGUGAGUGUGGUGUGUGCUAUCACCUCUUCAGACUUCUUGGAUCUUAACCUCCAACACUUUUCAUUUUUCUUUGAAAGGUCUUGGUUUCACACAACUGAAAAAAAAAAAAGAGCAAUAUGUAUUUUCCCCGCAAAUAAGUGAUUACGAAGGAAAGAAUUGGGGGGGUGGGGGUGUAAACUGAUACUUGAUUGACUGAAAGCUGCGCCUUUCUAUUACAGAGAUGGAUAUGCACGUUUUGGUUUUGAUGACAUAUUGCAGUACUCUGAAGUGCUUGUACUGUACAUAUGUUUCUUUGUUUGUUGAUUAGCCUGUCUAAAAGCCCAACCCAAGUAGUCGAUUAAAAAAAAAAAAAAAAAAAAUCACAAACAUAUCAAAACAAAAAAACAAAAUAUUGAACACAAAUACUUGAAUCAUGGAACGCCAAUAAUGUAAUGUGAAGUCAGAAAAUCGUUUUGGUUCUCUCCGUCUGACAGGUACACUUCGGGGCUUUUAGAGAAUAUUCAAAAUGUAUUAAAGUUAGAAAUACAAAAUCUUUGAGAGGAAAAAAAUGCAAAAGUCAUCUUCGAUGUGUGCGUGAAAGUCAGAUGUUUGUAUGAAUGUGUGCAAGAAACUGUUCAGCGGGCACACGGCCUGUUGGUUUGUUCCACUCAGUGUGUUAUGAUUUGUCUGUUUGGAUCUUUUUCUUGUCGUUCUGUCAGAAACUAUCGUUUGCUACACGAUAGACGUUAUUAUCUUCUAACGUUGCACUGAGUGUCUUCUACCCCUCGCUCAGCUAAUCGUAGAGGAACGAGUCUAAGUACGGAGGGGAGACGGUGACAAUUCAUGUGUACAUGUUUACUCAAGGACUUAAUGGAUUAUGUUUUUGUUUUCAUUCUAUCUGUAAAAAGUUUAUCUACCUUAUAGUGGCUUUUAUUGUGGAAUAAUCCAGUACAAGGAUUAUCAUUGAGUAUUGCACCAUUUUGUUCCAAUGAUAACGAAAAAAAAUAUGUGAAAAAAAAAUAUGAAAAAAUUAAAAAGUAGACAAAAAAAAGUAUAAAAAAAAAAGAAAAGCGGGGAUAAAAAACAAAGAACUGUGGCCAUAGCUAGCUGUAGAAGGAGUAGUAAUCCUGAUGUUAACUUCAUGGAGAAAGGGAGAAAGUGUGGGAGGUGAGUUUGUUACAGGACUCAUCUCAGAGGUGCCUACCUUUAUGUUUGUGUUUCUUUUUCUUGUUGUUGUUGCUAAAGCCACCUGUCAUUUACGAGCAUUUCAUUUGUCUGAAGUUUAAGGAAAUAGGAUAGACAUUUAUAACAGGAAUGUUGUAAAAAAAAAAAAAAAAGAAAAGGACAAAUUUCAUCUUCCAUCAAACAUGGACAUGAAAAUCUUGCAAAAUGAAGAUUUAUGCUACUUUAAGAACUCUGGGAUUGAUCAGUGUUGUGUCAUAUUUCACAUUUUUCAUUUCUCUUUCAGUGUGGACAGAGUAGCUCUGUAUGUUUCCAGUUGUGAUUUUACAUUUUUUUUUUUUUUUCCUGUAAGCGACGCAUUUUGCUCACAAUCUUGCACACUCAUUAAAGAUGUGGAUUUUGUCUCAGGAAGGCCAGGGUUUCACAUACCAACUCCAUCAUUUCUAGAGAUCAUGUUUUAGUGAAAAGAAGAAGAGGCUGAAAACAAUUCAACUCCAAGCGAGCACUGAUGGUUAUGAGUUCAACAGAAUAUAGAGUACCAUGGUUUCUUUAAACGAAAAAUGUUCGUAGCAACUUAUAUAUAUUUACCAAAUAAGACUGAGAAUCAACUUUGAGAGAAGUGGAGUGCUUUACAUGUGAAAUCUAAGUAGAUAUUGCUUUACAUUUUAAACAACGAUCAAUGGUUUUGAUUGUCGCCAUGACGGCGACAGAAAAGAAAAAAGAGCAUUUGUAUGUUUUGACUUUGUGUCUUUACGUUUCCAUCCUGUGGUCCAGGAGCAUCGUGCAACAAGUUUGUGUUUGAAUCAUCUCUCCUGUCUGUUCCUACGACGGGUUUUCAAACGGCGAGAGGAUUACUUUACGUGUAAACGGAUGGUUUCGGGAGGCAGGUCGAAGUGGAGGAAUGAAACUGGUUUUUAAAAAGGAUCAUGAUCUAUGCACAAGUGGGAGGGACGAGUCCAAAGCCAGCUGCUGUACUGCGGGCGUUUGUCGACUCACACUCUGGGGUUCAGGGUUCGAUGUAGGGUUGUUCUUCUUUUGUCUCUUGCUCACAUUUCCUCCACUUACUCUUACUUCCUCCUCCCCUCCCCCCCCCUCUCCCUACUAUUAUCAUCAUCAGCAUCUAAUGUUUUAGCGAAACCUUACAUUGCGUCACCAUGCUGUGUAAUCCUUAACCAAUGAGCGCUUAUCCUUCUGCUAAAGCACUGUGGGUUGUACUGAGAAAAAAAAAGCCCAUGACUUUCAAGGCUGUCUGUUUUUUAAAGGGAGGGGGACGGGUGGGAGAACGGGGGGUCCUUUGCCUUUGCCUUUCUCUUUACUUUGGAAAAAAAAAAGCAUUAAGGAAAAAUGUCUGUAACUGAAAUACAAAGUUGUGGCUUUUAAUGUUGUUCUUUUUUCUCCUCAUAGAAUGUGAUUGUUAAGGACAUGCACCGGAGAUAAAUGUUUCCAUUGAUUAUGGAGCUUCUUUCGGACUAUAUUAAUAAAUGACACAUUUUCUUGGCUGUAACUCGAUGUGUCCCGUCUCUUUUUGUGGGUUCUUAAUUCACCUCAGUAAUGAAAAGGACGAUUUAGAAGUACAUUUUAUUUAAUACACUCUGAAAAACACAAAAGAAAAAAUCACACGGCCAGCAGAGAGGGGAUAGAACAGUAUAUACAACAAGAAGAUAUUUCAUAUAAAAUACAUUUGUUUGGUGAAUUAUUGCAAAUCAAUAAACUGGAAAUCUCAAAAUGAUGGAAUUUCAAAUAUAUUAGCAU